CGCCAGAACCACACAGACCUCUUACCUGCGCUGUCCCCCGGCGACCUGAAUUUCAUUUCUGACACCGCGCAUUAUCGUGCUACUCAUCCAGUUGAAACUUCGUGGGCUGUCUAACUGACAACUCGAGAAAAGAAAAAGCGGGACUCUUCAGCGGCCAAUUCUUACAGAAGACGAACAGCCUUGCUUUUCAAAUCAGAAAGUUCCAGGGUCUUGGUUGCAUCUCGUCCUUCGAGUGGACAUCCCGUAAACUUGUGGCCAGGCAAAGAGAUCAACAUAUUGAGAUAACUGGACUCGGCAGAUUGUGUAGUGUGGCGUGGAGGAUUUCUCCCUGUUGGAGGGAACCGAAAUGAGAGCUGUAUCCUAUUGCCUCUGAAGCUCCGGGGCUUUUUUUGUGCCACACAUGGUGCCGGAACACACGCUAAUGGACGGUGUGGUUGUGUCUUUGAGACAUUGCCUUGCUGCCUAGCUCAGACCUCACCUGGAGAGCAAAAUAUCACAAGAUAGGACCAAAGAUUUCUACAGUUCGGUUGUCCUGUCCCGGGAGUCAAUUCAAAGCCACCAUUCAUCGUUUCAUCAUCUUCAUCAACAAUAUCUGUGUACUCAGGCAACCUCUUGGGUAUACAGAUCACAACUGCAGUCCAGAAGAAGUUCUCUCUCUACAGUCGUCAGAGUUGCUCUGAAUCAUUCUGAAUGGUUCGAGUUAACCGUAUCAAACAGUCCGUAUAAUUCAUCGUUGAACACAGUCAGUAUUAGUUUGGUUGAAAACAAAAGUGCUAGACACUAGUGUCUCGAUUUACCGCCAACAUGAUGGAGGAACCGCAUUCUGAAUCGGCCAUCUACUCCACGCCGACCUGCGUCCAGCUCGGCAUUCCCAUGAGCGACUGUCCCACGGCCGCUGGCCUGUACCCACUUCGCGAGCACGGCAACAACACAGAUGUCACCCUGCCCAUCCCAAACUACCUGGACCCCCGCUACGCGGGUUCCUUCAUGGGCCACUAUAGCAGCUAUGUGCCCCUGCCCAGCCCCUUCGGUUUCUACGACCUAGAGCCGUCUUUCAUCCGGCGGCGGAACGAGCGAGAGCGGGAGCGAGUCCGGAAUGUCAACGAGGGCUAUGCGCGGCUGCGUGAGCAUCUACCCACGGAGAACCCGGAGAAACGGCUGAGCAAGGUGGAGACGCUAAGGAUGGCCAUCCGGUACAUCAAGCAGCUGCAAGGCGUGCUACACACAGAAGAGCACAAGGAGAAUAACUGCAGUAACUCCGAGACAGAUCGAGGAUCGGUGGAAGAUUCCGAAGAAGGCGAGAAAUGAACAGAAAACAACCGAUUUUGUAUCAUACUCCAGCUCUCACGUGUAUUUAUUGUCACAAAAAGACUGUGUACAUAAUUCUGCUCUAAUUAAAGAAACACCUCAGAAUGUUAAAACAAAUCACUUUAUCGAAGGAAAUGGAAGUCACACUUCCACAGCAGUUCUGUCGUCACAAUAUUGAAAGGCGGUAUGUAGCAUUUGCAUAUGACGCUCGUAUUUUGUAUGGAUUAAAACAAAUCCUUAUCAACGUCACUGAUAUUGUAUUCUUGGGAUAUCGCAAUUAAAGAUGUUCGAAGAUCCGUAACGAGUGUAAAAACAGAGUUUAACUUAUCGUGCCAGAUCUUUGGGGAUUUUCGGUGGAUUUUCCGAAAUAAUAAAACAAUGCUCAUUUUAUUAAGAACGAUCAUUAUGGCAAAACAGUCCUGACCGUUUAUCACUUGUAAAUAUCUAAAGAUAAUUGCAAUUGAACAUCCCAGCAAAAUAAGCUAAACGGAUAAAGUUGAAAAAGAAGAACUCACUGGUAAUGCUUCGUUGAGAAUCAAACUAACAAACUGUUUAAUAAACUCUAAUAAAAUCCGUUGAAUUCUGCAUAAUUGCGAAAAAGGGACAAUGCUGAAUGUGGAAAUCUACCGCAGUGAUUAUUGAAAAAUAUGAAAAAUUUUCUUAAUGUUCUUUGUGCAUGUAUCGUGUUUUCUUGGCCAGUGGGAAGGUUUUGAAUACUUCGACAUGUUUCUAAAUGUCUGUUAUUGGACUGUGAUGGGUUCUUUGCUAAUGAACUAUGAAUGAAACGUUCUAAGUGCAUUCAUGUGGUGCUAAUUUAUUUUUUUAGACAGCUGCAUAUUGUAGAGCACGAUGGAGUAAGUUUUUAACAAAGAGAAAGAACAUCCCCUAAAAGAAAAAGGUCUCAGACUUUUGAUGUGAACUUGGCUAGGUUUUCAGUGACAGGUAUGCUUUGUUCUAAUGCGGGUGAGGAAAAAAUGGAAGUUGACAAAUUUUUAAUGAUCUCGUGCUUUUGUAGAUUUCGCGAAAUAAUCAAGGGAGUAAUCAGAAUUUGGCACAAUCGCCCAGAAACAUUGAAUACUACGGGAGAAAUCGACAAUUUCUCGAAGGUGGAAAUGUAGAAAUGUAAAAGUGAAGAAAUUAAAAUAUGUGACUUGGGAAAAUUGGAGGAUCAUUUAGAGUCAGCAUAUACGUGGUAAAAGGCUGUAAUUCUGAGGAAAUGAAAUGGGGGUAAUAAUAAACAAUGACUAAUACAUCUAUGAGAGGUUAUUUGAUCUGACUCAUUUUCAGUUACAAUUUAACUAAGCCAUAAGCACCUUGCAAUUAGUAUAGUAUUACUACGCAAUGGAGAUCUAAAUGGUAAGUGAAGUCAAGCACUUAGAAAAAAUGUGCCAAAUUUUUCAAGUGUAUUAAAAAAAUCAAAAUUACUUUAUAUGCUACGAAUUCCACACAAGGUUCAUGUUUACUUUGUAUUUACAACCCACAAUGAAUGUGAAAACUCAAUCAAUAAAGUAAUUGUAAAAUUGCAAA
This is a messenger RNA of Acanthaster planci (crown-of-thorns starfish), 2835 nucleotides long. Its product is annotated as achaete-scute homolog 5-like. The record is from RefSeq and is a predicted model, not a curated record. Gene Ontology annotation, molecular function: protein dimerization activity; RNA polymerase II transcription regulatory region sequence-specific DNA binding; DNA-binding transcription factor activity, RNA polymerase II-specific. Lineage: Eukaryota; Metazoa; Echinodermata; Asteroidea; Valvatida; Acanthasteridae. Gene Ontology annotation, biological process: developmental process; regulation of transcription by RNA polymerase II.